Solanum verrucosum is the source of this 1488-nucleotide messenger RNA. RefSeq lists its product as uncharacterized. NCBI's taxonomy places the organism in Eukaryota, Viridiplantae, Streptophyta, Magnoliopsida, Solanales, Solanaceae. The transcript is spliced from 15 exons. The coding region runs from base 42 to 1334 and encodes 430 amino acids. Gene Ontology annotation, molecular function: DNA binding; 5'-flap endonuclease activity. The record is from RefSeq and is a predicted model, not a curated record. Gene Ontology annotation, biological process: DNA replication, Okazaki fragment processing.
AGUGUUGUUGUUGUUGUUGUUAUUCAUAUAUCUGGAAUUACAUGGCAUGUCAUCAACUGUUACAUUGUCAAAUUCAAUCUCUGUGGAGGACUGUAUUUCACUUAGGGAGUAAGCUACGUAGUUCCCAUUUCCGAAGGUUGCAUCCCAUUUAUCCUCUAUCAACAUCUCUUGAUAAGGGUUACUGCAGGGUUUCACAACCCAUUUAUGCAAAAAAUAUUGAUACAGACCAAGUGUUACGCAGAGAUGGGCUUUUUGAUUCUCCUCAUACUGAAAUUAGGUCAACCAAUAUUGAUCCUUCCAAUGGCAAACUCAUGCUCAUCGACGGAACCUCAAUAAUAUACCGAGCUUAUUACAGAUUACUUGCUAAAUUGCACCACGGUCAUCUUUCACACGCUGAUGGCAAUGGAGAUUGGGUACUAACAAUAUUUACAGCAUUGUCACUUAUUAUUGACGUUCUGGAAUUUCUUCCUUCACAUAUAGCGGUUGUUUUUGAUCAUGACGGAUUUUCACUUGGCCAUACGUCUCUUUCAACCAAACAAAAUUUUGUUGCAAAAGGCCUGAAUUUUCGUCACAAUAUGUAUCCCUCUUACAAGAGCAAUCGUUCUCCAACACCUGAUACAAUUGUUCAAGGACUUCAAUUUUUGAAAGCUUCUCUCAAGGCCAUGUCUAUCAAGGUGAUUGAGGUGCCAGGUGUUGAAGCAGAUGAUGUAAUUGGAACCUUGGCUGUUAGAAGUGUUGAUGCUGGAUUCAAGGUACGAGUUGUUUCCCCGGAUAAAGAUUUUUUCCAGAUUCUAUCUCCAUCAUUACGCCUUCUACGAAUAGCUCCUCGUGGAUUUGAGAUGGUCUCAUUUGGAAUGGAGGAGUUUGCUGGAAAAUAUGGAGGACUGAAACCUUCUCAGUUUGUUGAUUUGACCUCACUUAUGGGUGAUAAAUCUGAUAACAUACCAGGAGUUCACGGGAUUGGAGAUGUACAUGCAAUUCAACUUAUUGCAAAAUUUGGUACACUAGAAAACUUGUUAGAAUGUAUUGAACAAGUUGAGGAGGAGCGAAUUAGGAAGGCAUUGCUAUCCAAUGCAGAGCUGGCUAGACUUAGCAAGGAUCUAGCAAUACUACGAUGUGAUCUUCCAUCCUACAUGGUUCCUUUUGUCCCUGAUGACUUGAUAUUUGAGAAACCAGAGGAUGGUGGGGAAAAAUUUACUAGCCUCUUAACAGCUAUUAGUGCUUAUGCGGAAGGAUUUUCCGCAGAUAACAUAAUUAGAAGAACUUUGUAUUUGUGGAAGAAACUUGAGAAGCAAACUGUAGAUACCAUUCACCAAAAAGUUGCAUCUGCCUGAUAAGAGACUCGAGUCUUGAAAACUAAUGGUGAUGUAAAGAGUUCCCAAUUCUGUCUAUAGCUUUUUUGGGUUGUACUUAUAUUAUAGUGAGAUAUUAAAGAGUAGUUUAGCAAUGUUAAUUGCUUUUUUUUCCUUGGAAAUCCCUGGAAACGCA